Messenger RNA from Thelazia callipaeda (thelaziosis nematode), 288 nucleotides. The record is from the annotation of a GenBank genome assembly. NCBI's taxonomy places the organism in Eukaryota, Metazoa, Nematoda, Chromadorea, Rhabditida, Thelaziidae.
AUGAAUCAUAGAAGAAAUGCAGAAAUUGUGUGUGCUCCAUUGUUGUGUCACUUCAUUGGAAGAAUGCUUAAUGAAGCUGCAUUUGCAUCUCAUCCUUUACUUGUGAAUGAAAUGAUGCCAACAACCAUUCGCACCAUCAGUUGUACCACAAUGCAUUGGUAUCAUGAUUUGAGUGGUGGGAAAAUAUCACACCUUAUUCUUGCUGGUUUAUCGUUUGUAGCAGCCUUACUAGCCAUUACAUUACCUGAGAUCAAGGGUAAGCCUAUGCCAGAAGAUUUGGAUGUUUGA